This is a messenger RNA of Aspergillus homomorphus CBS 101889, 255 nucleotides long. RefSeq lists its product as uncharacterized. The transcript has 2 exons. NCBI's taxonomy places the organism in Eukaryota, Fungi, Ascomycota, Eurotiomycetes, Eurotiales, Aspergillaceae. The record is from RefSeq and is a predicted model, not a curated record. Gene Ontology annotation, molecular function: fatty acid synthase activity. The coding region runs from base 1 to 255 and encodes 84 amino acids. Gene Ontology annotation, biological process: fatty acid biosynthetic process; secondary metabolite biosynthetic process.
AUGGCGCACAUUCAAGAACCCGUGGCGAUUGUGGGCUUCUCCUGCCGGCUUCUGGGAGGCAACAAAACCCCCGACAAGCUCUGGGAGUUCCUGAACCAGGGAGAGGAUGGCUCGCUUAAGCCUGGCACCAUGCCCACCACAGGUGGGAUGUUCCUGGAGGGGGUCGACCCGGCCGAUUUCGAUGCCGCCUUCUUCGAGAUCUCGGCGCGGAUGCCAUCUCCAUGGAUCCCAACCAACGAAAAAUGCUGGAAGUAG